AUGGCGGCGCAGGAAGUGAAGAGAGACGCAGAAACCGAGGAGAAAGAAAAGGCAGAAGAACAGAGAAGACGCCAGCACAGAGAGGGGCGGGAGGCACCUGGGCGGACAGCGAAAGGCGACGGAGAGUGCGGCGCAAGGGGAAACGUUGAGAGAGGAAGCGAUGAAAGCGAAACUGCGCGAGGAGACGCAGAGGCGAACGACCAGCAAGCGGCGGACGAACGCGCCACAGAUGACAGCGACGACGAGCCUAAGGUGUACAGACAGCCGGAAGGCAUGAUUCAAUAUGUCUUCCAGUGGGGAAUUGGCAACGCCUUUCGAGCAAUCAGUGCCAAUAGAUUCCGGCCAGUGCAUGCAGCCCGGCCGAAGGAGGUGUCUAUACACCCGAGCUACUUUGAGUCGCCGCAUCCGUGUUUGAUCUGGGAGCCGUUGAACGAAGCCUGGGAGGUCUACUUUUACGAAAAUUUGAAGAAAUCUGCAAAGCCGUUCCCUGUGAAGAAGUUCGGCAUCGCGCGGGCCAAGCGCGAGGCUCUCGCCUUCCUCAAACAGAUGGAGGAGGAAGGACGCAUGGAAAAACCAACCUUCUCUUCCGGAGUUGAAGGAGUCACUUUCGAUCAAGUGACGGGGAGUUGGAUUUGUCGGUAUGUGGACGAGGAUGGGCGUUGCAUGUCUCGAGGUUUUGGCGCAGAUUUCCACGGUUUUGAGGAAGCGAAGAAGCUGGCAAUUGAGCGUCAAGAGGCGAUGAAGAACCUCGAAGCAGACUGUCUAGGCCGCAACAUGCGCCUUGCGAAAGAAAAGUGA
This is a messenger RNA of Neospora caninum, 798 nucleotides long. RefSeq lists its product as uncharacterized. Lineage: Eukaryota; Apicomplexa; Conoidasida; Eucoccidiorida; Sarcocystidae. Gene Ontology annotation, biological process: regulation of DNA-templated transcription. Gene Ontology annotation, molecular function: DNA-binding transcription factor activity. The record is from RefSeq and is a predicted model, not a curated record. Bases 1 to 798 code for a protein of 265 amino acids. The transcript has 4 exons.